Messenger RNA from Danio rerio (zebrafish), 966 nucleotides. The record is from RefSeq and is a predicted model, not a curated record. NCBI's taxonomy places the organism in Eukaryota, Metazoa, Chordata, Actinopteri, Cypriniformes, Danionidae.
ACAAGUUUCAUAAGGGCUACGGAAGCGACGGUGAGGACUGUUUUUCUGUCAUUCACUAGUUUUACAAUGACCAGUUCGGGAUUGCGCAACUUUAAUUGUAAUGCGCGUCCGUGAUGCAACGACUCGCGUGUUUGGCUGCACGUCGGGAACUCGCAUCUCUUGCCAUUCGGUGGAAUAGGAAUAUUUUGUAUCCUAAACACGAGACCCUUUGCCAACCGUGGUGGCAUCAGCGCGCGCGCGCUCAUGCCAUCUGCGUGACCUCUCCAGAGCGCGCAUGGCAUCACCUGCGCAGACGGUGUGCGCAGUUCAGCGGUCAGCAGCGCAGAUAUAAUAGUAAAGAUGCAGACAAGAAGGACUCUGGGCGUCCUGUCAUCACCGUGGUGGGCACACCAGACCCCAUCCUGUGGAUCAGGAAUAAAGUCAUCUUAUUUUUAACCGAACUGUACUUUGGCUUGAAGUUCAAUGUGGAGUUUGACAAUGGUGUGAAACAGGCUGCGGUUCAUGUGUCUGACUUGCUGUCCAAAGGCAACUUUGAGGAGUUGAGGAGUGUGAUGUCCAGAGAGGCUGUGGAGAAUAUCAGAAAGAAGUGUAGAGCACUUUCAGAGACCCAAAAAAGACAGCUUGCCAUUUCUCUUGACGACAUUAUAUUUGUUCUGCCUGAGGAUGUGUCUGUAUUCUUUGACCAGAGAGGCAGAAAGUUCAUCUACAUCACGAUGAGACUCUGGUAUCUGUCCAGCGCAGAUGUACCUGAGGAUCCUGACGGGACCCGCAUCUUCAAGAUAGAUUUAACUGCAGAACAAGAACCUCAGAAGAUCAUCACAGCUGUGUAUGAGUUUUAUCAGGAGUUGAGCGCUGGAGGGAAUCCGGAGUGGACGGUGACCCGAUUAUGGCACUGGAAACAACUGGAGUAAACUAAAGACGCAACAAAACUGACUUUACAGAAUAAAAUGGUGGUCAUUAAUGGUG